AUGUCUGCGAUUCAGAAUGAAUUUGAAGCCAGUUUGGAAAGUGCUGCCCACAUGGAGGAGGAUCAAGACGAGGCCAGUGAGCUGCACUUGGAAAGGAGAAGCCUCGUUCUGCAGUUCCUGCACUCCACCCUGAGCCUCCAGCACCUCCAGCACCUGCGGGACAAACUGGAGCUUCUGAAGAAGAGCUCCUUUUACUUGGAGAUUGAGCCCAAACAAGUGGUCGUGAGAGACCAGAACCAGGAGACGUACCACACGGACAUCUUCCAACUGAUAAACCCCAUCCAGCUCCUGAAGAUGAAGAAGGUAGGGAAAAGCCAGACUCAAAUCCAGCUGUCUCUUCUAGCUGAGCUGCUAGAGGAGCUGCAGCGAGGCCGGGAGGAGCUGAGCUCUUACGCAGAGACCCGCGACACGCCGACUUUCCUCUCCCAGUGGGACUUAAUCAUGCAGAGGAUGUCCCAGCUCUCCGAAUUUCUGGAAGAACUCCUUUCCCUGCAAACUCCAGGGCAGCUGCACAUGAAGCAUCCGCUGCUGCUGCCCUUUGAGGCGCAGCGUUGGGGCGCUGCCCUCCCUGCCAUCGGGCUCUCCCUCUCCACAAAGCCGCCGCUGCUUUUCGACCGAGAGAAAUCCUUUGCAGGCCAGGACUGGGCCAAACUCCAGUGGUCUGCAGACAAGCGAGAGCCCCUCGCCGAGCAGUACGAGCUGCACGUGACCCUGCUGACAAGCGGGGGGCCGGGGGAGCCGGGGUACAGGCGGCUGCAGCUCGUCCCCUCCAGCACGUGCCUGGUGCGGGGGCUGCAGCCUGGCAGGGGCUACGAGUUCACCGUGAGGAGGUCGGACGCUGGCACCCUCGUCUUUCAGAGUUAG
Molecule: messenger RNA, 864 nt
Organism: Merops nubicus (carmine bee-eater)
Lineage: Eukaryota; Metazoa; Chordata; Aves; Coraciiformes; Meropidae
Gene: FNDC11
Product: chromosome unknown open reading frame, human C20orf195
Exons: 2
Coding region: 1-864 (287 amino acids)
Molecular function (GO): protein binding
Source: RefSeq, a predicted model, not a curated record